This is a messenger RNA of Myotis brandtii (Brandt's bat), 2399 nucleotides long. Its product is annotated as disintegrin and metalloproteinase domain-containing protein 30-like. Lineage: Eukaryota; Metazoa; Chordata; Mammalia; Chiroptera; Vespertilionidae. Gene Ontology annotation, cellular component: plasma membrane; sperm head plasma membrane; external side of plasma membrane. The transcript has a single exon. The coding region runs from base 1 to 2295 and encodes 764 amino acids. Gene Ontology annotation, biological process: proteolysis; male gonad development. The record is from RefSeq and is a predicted model, not a curated record. Gene Ontology annotation, molecular function: metalloendopeptidase activity.
AUGAGGUCAGUGAGGACCUUAGUCUCCCAAGGCCAUUUGCUCCCAGUGCUGGUCCUGGCGUUGCUCCUGGUUGACUCCCUUGGCGAGGAUUUAAAUUUUCACCCGGAGUGGGGGUUUGACUCAUCUGAAAUCACCAUCCCCAGAAAGCUGAGCUUCCGGGGAGGGAAGCAGGGCACGACCAAACGCAUGUCCUACCUCCUGCAGGUACAAGGCAAGAAGCAUGUCGUCCACCUGUGGCCCAAGAGGUUUCUGUUGCCCCGGCACCUGCAGGUUUUCUCCUACACAGAAGAGGGGGAGCUCGUGGAGGAUCACCCUUACAUACCCAGGGACUGCAACUAUGUGGGCGUGGUGGAAGGAGCUGAGGAUUCUGAAGCUACUCUCAGUACAUGCGCGGGGGGUCUCCGAGGCAUAUUGAAAAUUGAUGCCAAAUAUUACCAAAUCGAGCCCCUCAGGGCCUCUUCCGGUUUUGAACAUGCCAUAUAUCUCCUGAAGAAUGAGGGGGGAUUUCAGGAUCAGCUCUGUGGCAUCACUGGUGAUGAAAAAGAAGAGCAGAUGGCCCAGCCUGACAUCAUGGCUCGGUAUAGUGACUUUGCUGACAGCGUUAAACACCAAAGGUACUUGGAGUUGGCCAUGGUCUUUGAUCACGAUAGAUAUUUGUAUUUGAAUUCCAAUCUGAGUCAAGCAAUAGAUGAUGCCAUUCUUAUGGCUGGGGUGAUAGAUACUUACUAUCAAGAGAUCAGUCUGAGAAUACAUCUAAAAGGUGUUGAAGUGUGGACGACUACAAACAAAGUAAGACUUUCAUAUGAUAAAAUAGUUUCGGCUUUAACCCAAUUUAGGGCAUACAGAACACAUGCCCUAAAUUCUAAGAUCCCGGCAGAUUGGGAACAUAUAUACAUUCAAGGAAACUUUACCGAUCGCAAUUCAUGGCACUGGGGGAAAGUGUGUGGUAAGGAAUUUGUCGGAUCUGGAAGUGUUAUUAUAGAUAAGGAUCUCCUUUUACCUGCCAUUUGGACGACUCAUGAAAUAGGCCAUAGUGUGGGAAUGGAGCAUGACACGCAAUACUGCCAAUGUAGGGGGCAGCACAGUUGCAUCAUGGGCACUGGACGCACUGGGUUUAGUAAUUGUAGCUACAACGAUUAUAUAAACUACGUACGUCAAAAAGCAACAUGUCUGACUGACAUCCCAGGACUAGGGUUUGUGGUUAAGAAAUGCGGAAACAAAAUUGUGGAAGACAAUGAGGAAUGUGACUGUGGUUCGAAAGAGGACUGUGAAAAAGACCAUUGUUGCGAACCAGAUUGUAAAUUCAAACAGGGUGCCACGUGUAGCACAGGACUUUGCUGCCACAAAUGUCACUUUCGUCCAUCUGGGUACGUGUGUCGGGAGGUAGAAAACGAAUGUGACCUGGCAGAGUACUGCAAUGGGACCUCGAGCUUCUGCCCAAAUGACACGUAUAAGCAGGAUGGCACCCCGUGCAAGUAUGACGCCCGUUGUUUCCAGAAGGGGUGCUGGUCCACCUAUAUGCAGUGCCAACGCAUUUUUGGAUCUGAUGCCAGGGAGGCUCCAGAUCAGUGCUACGAAGCAGUUAAUUUAAUAGGGGAUCAAUAUGGCAACUGUGGUAUCAUUGCAGUUGCUCAGUAUGAAAAGUGUACCAAACAGAAUUCCUUAUGUGGCAGAGUGCAGUGUAUAAACGUCCCAACCCUCCCUGACAUGCCAGAUCACAUGAGUGUGGUUUCUACUCAUCUGCAGAAUGAAAAUCUGUUGUGCUGGGGCCUAGGCUACCAUCCGGCCAUGGUAUCCAUGGGGAUUCCUGACUUGGGUGUAAUCCAUGAUGGCACCUCCUGUGGCAAGGGCCAGAUAUGCUGGAACAGAACUUGUGUGGAUACUUCCAUCCUGAAGAUUGACUGUGUGCCUGAGAAUUGCAAUGACAGAGGCUUUUGCAACAAUAACAGAAAUUGCCACUGCGUGUACGGCUGGGCGCCUCCGUUCUGUGAGGACCAAGGGUAUGGAGGGAGCGUUGAUAGCGGGCCGCCGAGACAGGUGGAGUUGAAGGUGCCUGCCUCCUUAAGGAUCGUGUACCUUUUGAUGUUACGCGUUGUUUUGUUCGCCCUCUCAGUGACUUUAGUGAUUCUCAGGGUAUUGACUAGAGAUUUAUCAAAACUCAAACAAAAAAGAAAACCACCUACUAACACGGAGAUAGAUAAUUCAAGGCAAGAUGAAGAAAUUCAAGUAACAUACAAACCAAAAAAAAAAGUAACCUGGAAACCCACAGUCGCUUCCGAACACAUGCUCACAUAGGAAAGAAGCUUAUUGUUUAUCCAAAGGCUCCUAACUCUUCCUCCAAUUCUUUUUUUACUUACUUUUCCUUCUAGUUUUGAUCAGCAAAUAAAUGAUAUUCUUGU